AUGAGGCGAUUGAGUGAGCAGGAACUCCGGCAGAAACGUGAGAUGGGUUUGUGUUUCCGGUGUGACGAUAAGUGGAGUGUGAACCACCGUUGUAAGAAGAGAGAGCUCAGCGUGUUGAUAUCGGAAGAGGAGGCUUUAGAGGAAGAAGGGACUGGCGAAUUGGCCGUGGUGGAAGUGGGAGAAGAAACACCCAUCAAUCCCGUGGAUCCGCCACCGAUCAUCUCCUUAAAUUCGUUGGUGGGUAUCACAAAUCCGAAAACGAUGAAGCUGCAUGGGGUUGGGGUGAAACUGGGCAACAGCGAAUCUGUCAAAGGGGAUGGUGAGUGCAGAGGAGUGACCCCUCACCUCCAAGGUCUCACGGUGGUGGAAGAUUUCCUAACACUUACGUUGGGAAAUGCGGAUGUCAUUUUAGGUAUCCAAUGGCUUGAGAAACUGGGCACCAUUGCCACUAAUUGGAAGCCUCAAUUGAUGAAGUUUGAUUUAGGAGGGGCCAGAGUGACUUUGCAGGAAGACUCGUCGCUUGGACGGACUGGCAUUUCUCUUAAGGCAAUGAUUUGGACUCUCUCGAAGGAAGGAACGAGCUUCUUGGUGGAAUUAUGUGAGAUGGAAGAAGAUGGUCCUAUAUCUAAGUCUGGACCUAGUGUUCCUGAAUUUUUACAGCUCACUUUGAACCAGUUCAGGGAGGUGUUUGAAUGCCCAGAAGGUUUGCCUCCUCAAAGAGACAUAAAACACACAAUAGUGCUGCGUGAGGGCACUAAUCCUAUUAAUGAGAGGCCCUUCCGGUACCCCCACAUCCAGAAGAAUGAGAUUGAGAAAUUGGUAGGUGAAAUGAUUCAAGCAGGAAUCAUCCGCCCUUCAUCGAGCCCAUACUCAAGCCCAGUCCUCUUGGUUAAGAAGAAAGAUGGCUCUUGGCGUUUCUGUGUGGAUUACCGAGCCUUGAAUAAAAGUACAGUGCCAGAAAAAUACCCGAUUCCAAUCAUUGAUGAGCUGUUAGACGAGUUACAGGGGGCAGCAAUGUUCACUAAACUGGACCUCAAGUCUGGCUACCAUCAGAUACGAGUCCGAGAAGGUGAUGUGCCUAGAACCGCAUUCCGCACUCAUAAUGGCCAUUAUGAGUUCCUUGUCAUGCCAUUUGGUCUAACCAACGCCCCGGCCACAUUCCAGUCAUUAAUGAACUCGAAACUAUACAUCAAUGGCAAGAAAUGCGAGUUUGGCCAUAGAUCAGUAGCUUACUUGGGCCAUAUAAUCUCGGCUGAGGGUGUUGUAGUGGACAAUGACAAAGUCCAGGCUAUGUGUGCUUGGCCUCAACCCCGCAAUUUAAAAGAACUUCGUGGCUUUUUGGGCUUAACUGGAUAUUACUGGAAAUUCAUCCGGAAUUUCGCUCACAUUGCUCAACCAUUAACUCAACAUCUUAAGGAGAACUGUUUUAGAUGGAAUGAGGCUGCUUCAACAGCUUUCCAGAAUUUGAAAGAGGCAAUGACUAAAUCCCCUGUACUAGUCAUGCCCAAUUUCAGGAAGCCAUUUGUAAUAGAAACCGACGCUUGUGGUCAUGGUGUUGGUGCUGUUUUUGUUACAGUUUGA
Molecule: messenger RNA, 1581 nt
Organism: Chenopodium quinoa (quinoa)
Lineage: Eukaryota; Viridiplantae; Streptophyta; Magnoliopsida; Caryophyllales; Amaranthaceae
Product: retrovirus-related Pol polyprotein from transposon opus
Exons: 3
Coding region: 1-1581 (526 amino acids)
Source: RefSeq, a predicted model, not a curated record